AUGUCGUUUAUCAAAACAAUAUUUCCUGCUUCAAAACGACGCAAGACGGACUCGAGUACUUUCGUGUAUAAACUUCGUUUCAUCUUUGCAUUCUCUGAGGUAUUUUUUCUUUGUAGUACCACUAGUGAACGAGAGCUUCGACCCGAUAUGCUUCGGAUGGUACUGAUUGAAGCCGAACAGCGAGUACUGUUCGACACUGCUUCUAUAGUACCGAUUGGUUGUAGGAUCCUUCCAGCGAAUGCUCAACUUUCAGCUUGUAAAAAAUUCCAGCUUCUCAAACGUCGACGUGAUAUUUCGACAAUAUCACAAAUGCUUUUUGGAGCAAUGCCGACAGCCAUUGGCAGCGAUUCGUUUAAAAUUCACACUAUAACGUAUGUAAUGAUUAUUUGGAAUUCGUUGAAAUCAGUAGAAAUCUAUGUAUCUUCAGUGAAGACCAGCGAUUCAUGGCCGCCAAGUUGGACUGGGAAUUAUGUUGAACGCUGCAGAAAAGAACUUUCUUUUCCAGGUUCGGAAAUCACAUCAUUGAACGUCGUCGAGAUGUUUUUUUUUUUUUUUUUUUUUUUUUUUUUUGAGAAAAAAGUCAACGCCUAUUAUUUACAGCAUAUUCCCUUGGUUGAAGCCGAAAUGUCUCGUCUUGAGAUGCGAAUCACAAGCGCUGCAGCAAAUUCGACAACAUUCUUCAUUAAUGUUAAUAAGGCUUGGCAAGAUUUUUGCUCAUCGAUUUGUCAACUUCAUAAUGCUCCUCGACUUCGUCAUCCCGUAUGGCUGAGCCUGUUGGAGCGUGACCAUAACGAGAAUGUAGUUGUGGCCGAUUUCUGCAGACAACUGACCCGACUUGUGGAAAAGCUGGACACCAAGCAUACGAAAUUCUUCCUUUCGAAUUUGAUUUCCACGGUUCUGAUGCAUCAUAUGUCGUGGGUGGCCAGUGUAGCACCACCAUUACACGCACCAACACAUCUGCACGAGAAAAAUCAGCUCGUUGGCUCGCCUCUUUCACAGAUUUUCAAUGAUGAAGCGCCUUAUAUGCCGUACAAUGCACAAAUUGCCCAAUACUUGGAGAUCAGUGGCAGUGUUGGAAGUGUACAUCGCAUGGCUAAGACGGUUGUGAGCGGUUUCGACAGCGAUCUCAUAACAUCAAUCUUGCAAGUGCUGUCCUAUUUCAUUCGUUGCUCGGCCAUCCAUCAAAAAGGUUAG
Messenger RNA from Haemonchus placei, 1194 nucleotides. The record is from the annotation of a GenBank genome assembly. Lineage: Eukaryota; Metazoa; Nematoda; Chromadorea; Rhabditida; Trichostrongylidae.